CUACCACACAAUACCUCACACUGCCUGCUUUUUCACCCUCAAAUUUAGCACCCUUUCUCCUUCUUCACUAAGCAAAAUCACUACAUUUGCCUUAAAUCUCUUGCUACGCAUUUGCAAACACCAGAACUAAAUACUACCAGAGAGAGAACUACGGCUAACUACUCUGAGAGAGAAAAUAGAAAUGGCAGUAGAUUGGGGACCAGUGGUGGUGGCGGUGGCAAUGUUCAUCUUAUUGUCACCCGGACUCCUAUGCCAGCUGCCAGCAAGAACGAGAGUCAUCGAGUUUGGGAACAUGUACACCAGCGGAAUUGCCAUCCUAGUUCAUGCUAUCUUAUACUUCUGUAUAUAUACCAUCUUGAUAGUCGCCAUUGGUGUCCACAUACGAUCUGGUUGAUACCUUUAAUUUCCUCCAUCUACUUCAUGUAUAUUAUCCCAUAGUUGAAAGUGACAACAAAGGCAACUGCAGACCUUCCUUGUGUUUCA
This is a messenger RNA of Nicotiana attenuata, 483 nucleotides long. RefSeq lists its product as uncharacterized. Lineage: Eukaryota; Viridiplantae; Streptophyta; Magnoliopsida; Solanales; Solanaceae. The transcript has a single exon. The coding region runs from base 182 to 394 and encodes 70 amino acids. The record is from RefSeq and is a predicted model, not a curated record.